Messenger RNA from Coregonus clupeaformis (lake whitefish), 1101 nucleotides. RefSeq names its product deoxyhypusine synthase-like. The annotation marks the transcript as partial. The transcript is spliced from 4 exons. Gene Ontology annotation, molecular function: deoxyhypusine synthase activity. Gene Ontology annotation, biological process: peptidyl-hypusine biosynthetic process. NCBI's taxonomy places the organism in Eukaryota, Metazoa, Chordata, Actinopteri, Salmoniformes, Salmonidae. Gene Ontology annotation, cellular component: cytoplasm. The record is from RefSeq and is a predicted model, not a curated record.
UGUUCAGCCCUGCUCUGACAGAUGGAUCCAUUGGGGACAUGAUCUAUUUCACUCCCUAUAAAAACCCUGGGCUGGUGCUGGAUAUAGUAGAUGAUAUCCGUAGGUUGAACAGCAAGGCAGUGUUUGCCAAGAGGACAGGGAUGAUUAUUCUGGGUGGGGGCCUGGUCAAACACCAUAUAGCCAAUGCCAAUCUGAUGAGAAACGGAGCAGACUAUGCAGUGUUUGUGAACACGGGGCAGGAGUUUGAUGGUUCAGACUCAGGGGCCAGACCUGAUGAGGCAGUGUCUUGGGGGAAGAUCCGCAUGGACGCCAAGCCAGUCAAGGUGUAUGCUGAUGCUUCCAUAGUCUUCCCACUGCUGGUAGCUGAGACGUUUGCCCACCAUGCUGACAAGCUGAUUCCUGAGAAGAAAGAAUAACCAAACUAACCAAGGUGUUCCCACUCAACACAUAAAGGAAUAAUCCACAAAAAACAACUCUUUGGUUUUUUGUUUUAUUAGUCCACUGUUAAUACAGUCCCAAAAUGUUUUGCAUGUCAGCAGUCAAGUUUUCAAGAUAUAGAACUUUCAAAAAGCUAAUUGUCUCUUGCCACAUUAUCAUGAUAAUGCAUCAUAUGACAAUCUCUCUUUGCAUCUAUUUUUAGAUAUGAUGUUCUGUUUACUGACUAUUCUCUCCAUUAUUUCAGAUAGAAGUAUUUGGCACUGGUAGACAGUGUGUACCUCUUAUUUUUAGAAUGACAUAAAUUGUUUAUCCACAUGUUUUGUUUACCCAAAUGCUUAGUACAUUUGCUAAGUGUAGCUUAAGUGUUUUUGUUGUUGAAUGAAGUGAAUUAUCAUGUACCAAUGAGUCAUGCGUGUGUAUGCGUGCAUACUUGCACGUUUGAGAAUGACAUUGCAGACUGAGACAUUACUAUAUGGUAAACUUACUCAUAAGAGAUGUUAUUUUUAUAAGUUAGUGAGAGGGUCUCUUUAGGGGAGCAUGCACUGUUAUUCAAAGAAACGCUUACCAGAGGUGAAAUGUAUUCGUCUUUAUUACCUAGUACCUACUCGUGUAUAUUACUAUGUAUUAGGAGUGUCUUAAAUAUAUCUGAAAAUGUAAAUGAAU